AUGGGAUUGUGUUCGUCGAAAUCAAGUGCUAGGACGAGUAAAGUAGCACUUGUCUUGCCACCAACUGUAAGUGCAAAUCAAAAGGAACGAAAUGUGGUUUUGAAUGUUGUUGAGACCAUGUACAUGGACCGAGACGUCGAAGUGUCUAUGACCAAGUCGGAUGAUGAGAAGUCCCUGCAGAAUGGCGAUUUUGAGGGAACAAAAGCGAAGGUCAAAGUAGUUGAAUGUGAGGCAGACAACGUGCUACUGCGUAGUCCAGACAGCGUUGUCAACAAGUUUUUGAUUAAUGGAUCACGUCGAAAUGUUUGUUAUAAUGCUGAUGAUCUCCCGAUUUCUUCAACGUAUCACCGCGUCCAUAGUGUCGAAAUGGCUGAACAGGAAGAGAAAUGGCGUAGAGAAUUGAAGCUUGAGAAAGCACAACGAGAAGAGGAAGGGCGCAGUGGGAUUCGUAUUGGACUUGUUGCUGCUCUCGUACAACAUCCACUCGUGGUUACCACAGCACUCAUGACCAAAGAUCCUACAUUGUUGUUGUCAAAUGAGCGACCACGUGGUAGUUUUUUUCAUUUAAAUGUGAUCAACUGA
Plasmopara halstedii is the source of this 582-nucleotide messenger RNA. RefSeq lists its product as uncharacterized. Bases 1 to 582 code for a protein of 193 amino acids. The transcript is spliced from 2 exons. The record is from RefSeq and is a predicted model, not a curated record. Lineage: Eukaryota; Oomycota; Peronosporomycetes; Peronosporales; Peronosporaceae.